AUGUUUGCCAGUGAACCUCCAGGAGGAAAGGUGACAGCAACUUCAAGCAUGGUUAAAAGGCCUAGCACAAUUGAAGAGAUCUUGGCAAUAACUAUUAAACCUGGUUGGAAGAAUGGAACAAAGAUUACUUUCCCCGAGAAAGGGAACCACGAGCCCUUUGCUAGCCCAGGAGACCUUAUUUUCGUAGUGGACGAGAAGCCCCAUCCUAUUUUUAAGAGGAACGGCAAUGAUCUGGUCGUCAAUCAGAAGAUUUCACUACUUGAUGCUCUCACGGGGAAGACUCUCAACUUGACAACAUUGGAUGGACGAGAUCUCACUAUUACAGUCUCCGAUAUUGUCAAACCAGGUCAUGAGAUUGUGAUUCAAAAUGAAGGAAUGCCCAUGUCAAAAGAACCUGGUAAGAAUGGAAACUUAAAGAUCAAGUUUGAUGUCAAAUUUCCGUCAAGGCUUACUGCAGAACAGAAAUCAGAUUUGAGAAGGGCGUUCGGCAGGACUACCGAUUAA
Fraxinus pennsylvanica is the source of this 504-nucleotide messenger RNA. NCBI's taxonomy places the organism in Eukaryota, Viridiplantae, Streptophyta, Magnoliopsida, Lamiales, Oleaceae. The record is from the annotation of a GenBank genome assembly.